UCAAACUGUCAGAAACUAAAAACUUGUCUUACCCGGUUAUAAUUGAACUAAAUUGUUUCUACUCUGUAUAACUAUCACCAAAAGUCUAUAGUCCCAAAAUGAUUUGUGGCUUAAGAACCACGCUUUUAUCCCGUUCUUUACGGCGUUUAAGGAUCACUCGGAGUUACUCAAAGGAUAGCAAAGCGGAAAAUGCUCUCAAGCGAUUGGGCACCAGCCCCCGAAAUGUUCGGGAUCAUCCCCAGGGAUGCACACCUCAGCAUUUGAAUACAACGGCCUUCGCUUCCCCGGAUUUCAUACCCCCAUCAACCUAUCGAAUUGUUGAAGAAGAGGAGAAGCUUGGGCCCAAUGCAGGAAAGAAGAAAACCUACAAGAAUCCGGAGUACUACAGCUACUAUCGAUACUCGUACUACGACCUCAAAACAAUAGUCGAUACCAUUAAAAAGAAACAAUCAUCCAAAAAGAAAUAAGUAGCACCAAAUUGGAAAUACAUCGAAGAAAAUUCUCCUAUAAUAACCUAUAAUGAAAAAUAAAUUGGAGUAUUUAAGGCAGCUAUGUUGCCACACCUAAGAACCUUCUACACAUGGUUACUUUUGCCUGUUGAUAUAAAUUAACCAACCAUAUACAUCACGGAAAAUGGUCAAACGGAUAUACAAGCAAGAACCGCAAAUUCAUGAUGAUCAAAAAGGUAUACAAAACUGUAUACUGUGAGUUCUUGUUAUUCAUGAAUUUAUUCAUCAUAUAUGCAAAUUUAAAUUUAAAUA
Drosophila suzukii is the source of this 761-nucleotide messenger RNA. RefSeq lists its product as uncharacterized. The record is from RefSeq and is a predicted model, not a curated record. Gene Ontology annotation, cellular component: mitochondrion. Lineage: Eukaryota; Metazoa; Arthropoda; Insecta; Diptera; Drosophilidae.